AUGGAAGAAGGCAGAGGAAGAGGUCAUCCUCUGUUGAGAUCGAUGAGGAGAGAGGGUAGCUCUAAGUAUAACCAUGGCUUCUCACAGUCUCAGAUUCAAUCUCUCUCCGCCAUCUGUCAAACUCUUCUCCCUCCUCCGUCGCCGGAGACCACGGCGGAGCAGAAAGCUUCCGAUGAUUCCUUCAACGUAUCCUCCGGUUCCCAACCACCAUUCACUGACGAGGUAGCGGAUAUGAUAGUGAAAAACGGAAGAAGAGAAGCAGUGAAGGUUUUGGGAAUCAUAUUGAUGAUUUUAUCAUUCAGAAUUGGAACUUUGUUGCUUUGUGGCUCUCUCUGUCUUGACAAGAAUUGGCCUUUUGUUCUUAAAUUCUCUCAACUCUCAUUGGACAAAAGAGAAGAGAUCCUCGGGAAGUGGUCGAGACGGAGUGGAUUCCUUCUUCCUUUUCGAAUCACUUUCUUCCUUGCAAAAUUCUACACUCUCUUCUACUUCUUCUCUCAGACGAAUGAGAAUCUGAAGAAUCCUGCAUUGGAAGCGAUUGGAUAUCGCAUAGACAAGACCGAGUCAAGCAAGAAGAGCAAAGAUGAUGAGAAACGACGACUUCUUGAGACAGGGAUCAUUGAGACGAAGCAUGAGAAUGACAUUACUAUCGCACAAUCUCUAAUCGAAAAAGGUGUUCAUGUCGCUAGAGAUGAUGACAAUGUGCACAGAAUCAGAUGCGAUGCGGUUGUUGUAGGCUCUGGAUGCGGAGGAGGUGUCGCAGCUGCAAUCCUCGCUAAAGCCGGAUUGAAAGUCUUGGUGUUAGAGAAAGGAAACUACUUUGCACCUCAGGAUUAUUCGGGUUUAGAAGGCCCGUCUAUGCGCGAGCUAUACGAGAAACGCGGGCUUCUGACGACGAUUGACGGGAAAUUCAUGAUCUUGGCUGGUUCAACCGUUGGAGGAGGUUCAGCAAUUAACUGGUCAGCAUCAAUAAGAACACAAGAUCAUGUUUUGCAAGAAUGGUCGGAAGAGAGUAAGCUAAAGUUAUUCGGUAGCCAAGAAUACCAGUCUGCAAUGGAUGAAGUUACCAGAAGGAUCGGUGUCACUCAAGGAUGCGUCAAAGAUGGUUUUCAGAACCAGAUUUUGCGGAAAGGGUGCGAGAGACUCGGGUUGAAAGUAGAUUCAGUUCCGAGGAACACACCAGAGGAUCAUUACUGCGGUUCUUGCGGGUACGGAUGUAGUACAGGAGAGAAGAACGGGACAGACCGAACCUGGCUGGUUGAUGCCGUAGAGAAUGGCGCAGUGAUCUUGACAGGUAUCAAAGCUGAGAGAUUCAUAUUAGUAGACAAUACUAGCAGUAGCAACGAGAGAAAGAAACGAUGUGUGGGAGUGAUAGCGAGCUCUAUUGGAGGAAAGAUUGAGAAGAAGUUCAUGAUCGAAGCUCGAGUGACGGUUUCAUCGGCUGGAUCGCUGUUGACACCGCCUCUGAUGCUUUCGAGUGGGCUAGAGAACCGGAACAUCGGGAGGAACCUAAUGCUGCACCCAGUUCUAAUGACAUGGGGAUACUUCCCAGAGAAAGGUUCUGAAUUCUCGGGUAAAAUGUACGAGGGAGGGAUCAUCACAUCGGUCCAUCAUAUGAAUGAUGCUGAAUCAGGGUGCAGAGCAAUACUGGAGAAUCCACUAAUGGGACCAGCUACGUAUGCAGGGUUGAGCCCUUGGGUUUCAGGAGCUGACCUUAAGGAACGGAUGAUGAAAUACGGAAGAACAGCUCAUCUGUUUGCUCUGGUUCGGGACAGCGGCUCGGGCGAGGUUAUGAAAGAAAACGAAGUUACAUACAGGACGAGCAAGAAAGAUAGAGAGAAUCUGCGGGUAGGUCUUAGACAGGCUUUGAGGGUUUUGGUUGCGGCAGGUGCAGUCGAAGUCGGAACAUAUAGGAGCGAUGGACAGAGGAUAAAGUGUGAGGGGAUAACCAAAGAAGCUAUGGAAGAGUUUCUAGACGGAGUUGAUGCGGGUGGUGGGGUAAGCACAAAUGGUGAGUAUUGGACGACCUACUUCUCGGCCCACCAGAUGGGUAGUUGCAAGAUGGGAGUGACCGCGGAGGAAGGUGCGUUGGACGAGGACGGUGAGAGCUGGGAAGCUGAAGGACUGUUUGUUUGUGAUGGAAGUGUGUUGCCUUCAGCUGUUGGGGUAAACCCAAUGAUCACCAUUCAGGCUACUGCUUACUGCCUCUCCACAAGGAUUGUUCACUCGUUGCAAAACAAAGGAAAAAUAUAG
Molecule: messenger RNA, 2250 nt
Organism: Arabis nemorensis
Lineage: Eukaryota; Viridiplantae; Streptophyta; Magnoliopsida; Brassicales; Brassicaceae
Source: the annotation of a GenBank genome assembly